AUGACACAAAUUGAAGUUCCAACUGAAUUACCAGUAAUUCUACGUAAUUUCACAUUGAGUGUAUUACGAACAAAACCACGUGAUAUUAUCAAUCAUGCUGUUGAAUAUUUUACACAACUUCAACAACAAUCACAACUAAUGACAGGCGACAAUAGAGUCACGACAGUUCCUUAUUCUUCUUUUGCUUCCAUUAGUCAUUGUGAACAACAGCAACCAGCAUCAAAGCACAAUGUUGUUUUCUCAGAAAAUGCGACGAUCAUGGAAAAUAAUAAAAUAGUAUCAGAAAAAGAAAAUACAAUGACUAAUUCAGCCAAUAUAUCAAUCAAUUGUAUUUCACCAACAGCAUCAGAAAAUCAAAGUGAAGAAGAUGAUGUUCUUGGUGCUGAUGAGGACAUGCGACGUCAAUAUAUAAAAAAAAAUGAUUCUCGACGUGUAUCAGUCGCCGCUGAACGCUACAAUCCAGAAGAUGAUGAUUCUGAUGAUGAAGAAUUUCAUACAUAUCCAAAAAGUCUUGAACAAAGACAACGUUUAAGAGAAGCUGUUCGUUAUAAUUUCUUAUUUCGUACAUUAGAAUUAAAACAAAUCGAUUAUAUUCUUGAUGCUAUGUGGGAAAAACAUGUGACAAAAGGAGAACAUAUUAUUCAACAAGGUAAAGAUGGUGAUAAUUUCUAUAUUAUUGACAAAGGUCUUUAUGAAGUUUAUGUAUUAAAAGAAAGUGAUUCGAAUAAUCAACCAAUUAAAAUUGGAGAAUAUAAUCAAACAGGUUCUUUUGGUGAAUUAGCUUUAAUGUAUAAUCAACCACGUUCGGCAACAAUAAUUGCCGUUACUGAUGGUACAUUAUGGGUUAUGGGUCGUCAAACAUUUCGUAAACUUGUUUUAAAACAUGCAUUUCGUAAACGACAAAUGUAUGAAAAUUUUCUACGUGAUGUAGAUAUAUUACAAUCAUUAACUGAUUAUGAACGAUCAAAUGUUGCUGAUGCAUUAAUACCAAUAGAUUUUUAUCAAAAUGAUAUUGUUAUUAAACAAGGUGAUGAAGGCGAUAAAAUGUUUUUUAUCGAAGAUGGUAAAUGUGAUAUAGUUGUGAAUGAAAAAUGUCAUAAACGUUUACAAAAAGGUGAUUAUUUUGGAGAACUUGCUUUACUUAAUCAUGAACCUCGAUCAGCAACUGUUAUUGCAGCUAGUCAUAAAGUUCGAUUAGCUUCAUUAGAAGUUCAAUCAUUUGAACGUUUAUUAGGACCAUGUAUGGAUUUAUUACAUCGUAAUACGUCGAAAUAUCUUAAAUAA
Molecule: messenger RNA, 1284 nt
Organism: Adineta steineri
Lineage: Eukaryota; Metazoa; Rotifera; Eurotatoria; Adinetida; Adinetidae
Source: the annotation of a GenBank genome assembly